CCGGCCGGCGCACUCGCAGGAGGCGCCUGGGCCCGCCCUCCUCGGGCCGAGCCGGGCGGGGAGAGCCGCUGGCCCCUCCCCUCCGCCGCCCUCCCCAAAGUUGCCGUCUCCCCCGGGCCCGGACAGUCUUAUGAUCCAGCGGAUCCUCCCGGGGAGGCCGGGCCGGGCAGCGGGCGCGGGCGCGGGCGCCGAGCGGCGGGGGCAGCAGGCGGGCGCGGCGACCCGGGCCGGGGCGGGGAUCCGCGCGGGGAGCGCAGCAGCGGCGGCGGCAGCAGCGCCCCGGGCCCGCCGCCCCCUCCCCUCCCGCGAGGGGAGCCGCUGCAUGGGGCCGGGGGGGCGACCCAGCUGCGCCGAGCGGCGGCGACGGCGGCGGACCCCCCCGGCGGGCGGCGGCUGAGCCCGGGGCCGAGGCGGGGUCUCCGGGGGGACCAUGCCCGGAGGCCGGCCGGCAGCAGCAUGGCUCACGGGCCCGGCGCGCUGAUGCUCAAGUGCGUGGUGGUGGGCGACGGGGCGGUGGGCAAGACGUGCCUGCUCAUGAGCUAUGCCAACGACGCCUUCCCGGAGGAGUACGUGCCCACCGUCUUCGACCACUACGCAGUCAGCGUCACCGUCGGGGGCAAGCAGUACCUCCUGGGACUCUAUGACACGGCCGGACAGGAAGACUACGAUCGUCUGAGGCCUUUGUCUUACCCAAUGACUGAUGUCUUCCUCAUAUGCUUCUCCGUCGUCAACCCAGCCUCGUUUCAGAAUGUGAAAGAGGAGUGGGUGCCGGAACUUAAGGAAUAUGCACCAAACGUCCCCUUCUUGUUGAUAGGAACUCAGAUUGAUCUCCGGGAUGACCCCAAAACGUUAGCAAGACUGAAUGAUAUGAAAGAAAAGCCCAUAUGUGUGGAACAAGGACAGAAGCUAGCAAAAGAGAUAGGAGCAUGCUGCUAUGUGGAAUGUUCAGCUUUAACCCAGAAGGGAUUGAAGACUGUUUUUGAUGAGGCUAUCAUAGCCAUUUUAACUCCAAAGAAACACACAGUAAAAAAAAGAAUAGGAUCAAGAUGUAUAAACUGUUGUCUGAUCACGUGAGAGCCAUCUGCGGUGGCCAAGGGAACUGUCCACUUCUCAGAUCGCGUGCAAAUGCCGCAGCUACACCCAGACCUCUGAAAGAAGGAAGCGGUUUCAUGUCCUCAGAAUUCUACAGCGUUUAUUAAGAAUGUUUCUUAAAUGUCUAAGAAGCAGCAAACAGCAUCUGAAGCCACAAUCUAUUAUAAAUACUUUAUUUCAACUAGAAGAUACAAUCUCUCAGGGGUUUCAUAGUUUAAAAAGCUACAAUCACAUCAUGUUAACUAUGUAAAAAAACAGUGCUGUAAAUGGAACUGCUUGGCUUUGACCGUAGACAUUUCUGCACAGCCCUUAUGGAACCUGCACAAAGAAAUAUCUUCUCCCUUUGCUCCAAUUAAUUGUUCUUGUAUGUAAGUUGCUUUCUAUUCCGGUAUAUCCAGAGUGGUGACAGAACAAGGCCAGCCACGUAGCCAAAGGUCGCUCCGAGCGUACAGGAGAUGGGCCACACCUGCGGAGAGAAUGUACGAGAUCAAAAAAGAACAAAUGUCUUCUUGAGCACAAGUUAAGUGUAUCCUAAGUAUUUCUAUAUUAAAGCUUAAUGUGCUUUCUUAAAGAAUGCCAAAAGUGUAAUAAGGUCAUACCUGCAUUUAUCAUGAACACUAAAAAAUGUACACAUUUUAGUUAAUGUGCAUUCAAUUGUAUCAAGGCUUCUGCGAAUUGUAGAUUUAGUUUGCUCCCCAAACUGCAUGAGAUACAGGCUAAAGUUACAAAUUAAAAUUUUGGGUCAGAAUUUGCCAUAAUACUGGACUCAAUUUAGCUUUCUGAACUAGCUAGUGAUUUAAAAAAAAAAAAACAAAUCUCAUAUUGGCUGUGUAUAUGAAAUGAAAUGGCAAGUGUGUAUGCUGACCAAACCACAACAAACUUUAAUGUCGUUAAAGAGGAAAGAUGUAGAAUUCAAGCAUGUUCAUGGAAUUUAUAACAGAGCAGCUGCUUCCACAAAACUCUGUAACGUUCCAGAUAUAGCACGGGAACUACAGCAGAAGUUAUAGAACUGUAACUUGCGUAUCCACACAGACUGUAAGUUAAACAUAAUACUGGCUUCCAAACACCCAGUUUUCUCCAGCCGCAUUACAUCUCACAAUAUGACAUCAAGCCAGAAGUAAACAGUGUUGGUGGAUUUCAUCUAGAUCAGCGUGUGUCGGUCGCUUGUAAAAGGCUCCGUUUAGAACCACAGUUGGAGACAAAUCUUCCUGUUCACCUGGGAACUCACGCCGUAUACUGGAGCCAUCUCUGAUCUCUGUCUUGGGGGAACGGGCCAUACAGCUGUGCAGGGGUGAACCAUCUUACUCACGCUUCCUUUUACCUGACCCGGCUUCCUGUUUGGUCUGCUGUGAAGCUCUGCCUUAUUCCAGACAAUAGUGUUAGACACACUUCAUUGAGAACAGCAUAAUGCAGUUUAGAGACGUGUAAUCAAAUCCAUCAUUUUUCCAGCUUUUCCUACAUUUCAACUUGCUGUUGCCUAAAUUACGAUUUUUUUAAGUCUUUGGUGAGCUUCUGAUAACUUCCAUGACUUGAGCUUAUAGCUAUGUCUCUUGCACAGAUUGGGUAAUGGAACACUAAACUUUUAUACUUGAAAAUGAUAGCCUUAAGUGCUCCUAUCAGUCACAAACCUAGGAUGUACUGUCUUGUUGUAUGUGAGCUUUGUAGAAAUUUUUUAAAAUAAUGAGCAUCAUCUUCCCUAGUGAAGAUGGAGAGUCUACUGGAUAAAUGGUCUGGAGCUUUCUCUCUGAGCUAGACAUUGGAUAUCUUCUUUCUCCCAAGACAUGGUGGUUCACAUUAAGUAUCAUGGCCUUAAAUGUGCUCAAGUGAAUCUUAAAUGUAACCUUCCAUUAAAUUUUGACCUAAUAUUUUUAGGUAGAAUUGACAAAAAUUGCAUAAACCAAUCAACAUAUUAGCUAAGCUAUCCAACUUAUGCUAUAAAGGAAUUAAGACAGUAAAGUAUUAUACAUUCCCAAGUUGCCUUUGGGGAUUUGAUGGGAUUUUUUUUUUUUCUUUUUCAAAUUCACAUCUCUGAAACCCUUCGCACUUGAUUUGCUAGCCAAUGAAAGUUAAAACCUAGACUCUGUUCUAUUCUAAGAGAAACAGAUCAGGAAGCUGGAGACAUAAACUGGUGUCACCUGUUUCUUGGCGGGCCUCAGUUUCCUCACCUUUCACAAAUGGGAGGAAGAACAUGAUCUCCAGUGUCUCCCGUCAACCCUUAGAUUCUCACCUUUCUUAUUCACAAUAAUCAUUGUUGGAUGUUAACCUUUUGGUUUCACAUUCUCAAGAUGGUAAAAUCAUAUAUUUAGAUUAUCAGAACUCUAAAGCAAAGAUGAUUGUAUCAUCUGAACCUGAGGUGCCUUAGGUACUCUAUUGACCUUGAUGGGGUUUGGAGUUUCCCAUUGCUUAUUAAGAGUGUUUCAAUUGCUUUGGUUCUUUACUAUUUCUGUUUUGCAAAAUCCCUUCUGGCCACUUUAACUAAAAACCAAAGAUUUGUUUUCUUCAUAAGCAGAUUGUAGAAAAAUUGCCUUAUUUGCAGAAGCAUGUCUUCAUUAAAGGCUUAGGUUUCAAGAGAAAUUCAAACUAACCACUGGAAUGACUAUUUCAAACUAGCGAACUAUCUGGGAAAUAAAAUACUUCAAAAAUAUCUGAUUGACAUGAACUUUGCUAGUGAAUGCAAAUACAUUACUUCAAAUAAGGUCAUGUAUGAAUGAACUCAUAAGAACUUUGUAGUUAAUCAGUUUUGCAUAAAGAGAUUUACCAGUUCUUAAACAAUUUUUGGGGCUCCCUGAAAUCUUAUUUAAUACUUUGCUAACUUAUACCCUUAUUCUAUCUCUAUAGCUACAUUUUAGGUUAGUCUGUGUUGAAUUACUGUGUUUCCAAUAAGCAGAGCUUGAAUUAAUGGUUUUUGUUAUGAAUUAUCUUAGUUAACUUACUACAUACUGCUUCCAUUUGACUUUCAUUAUUAAUUUUCAAUACCAAAUUAAAUACUGGUUUGUUGGUUGUUGCUUUUUAAGUGAUUGUUACUUUAACAGUGUCCCUCCUUAACAUAUGGGGUUACAAAUAAAAUAAUAUGCAUAGUUCACUAUCUAUGUAAACCACUGAACUUCUUAGUUUGUAUUUAACAUUGUAUGUGAACAUUUGAGAGAAUAUUCUUUCCUGUUUUCUCAUGCUUGUGAGUCUCCUUGUCAUCGGCCAAGGGUGAGCACCUGCACUCCCUUAACAAGCUCACUGUCCAGGUGUUGGGAGAAUACUAAACCCUGGGGAACGCCAGCUGGAUUCUGUGUGAGUCACUGUCACUUCAGCAUUGCUUUGUCCUCACACACUUUCACAGACGUUCCUUAAACCACCCAACUUCACCUCCACCUGACAGCCAGAUAUGAAAUCAAUGUUUUAAAAGUUUUGUCUAAUGCAAGGUUAAGGCUUAGAAUCUUUGCUAUUUAAUGUUAUAUAAAUCCCAAGGAGUCCAUGCCAUCAGCAGAGUAAAAUGCUGGACUGACUUUUAAGAUUGUUUGCUAGUAGUGGAUCCGCCUUUGUACUUAAAAUAAUAUCUGCUUGACUUUCCUGAAAUAAGCAGUCCUUAAUUAUAACAUAGGCAUUUUUAAAAGAUAAUUUAAUUUUAAUUUUAUUUGAAAUGCAGAGAACUUCAAUCCACUGGCUUGCUCCCCAGGUGCCACAAUCAGGUCUGGGCCAGGCCAAAGGCAAGAGCUCCAUUCAGGGCACCCACACAAGUGGCAGGGACCCAAGUACUUGAGCCAUCUCACCUGAUGCCUCCCAGGGUGCACGUUAGCAGGAAGCUGGAUUGGACAUGGAGGAGCUGGGACUUGAACCCAUAACUCUCAGAGGGGAUGCAGGCAUUCCAAGUGACAGCUUACCCACUGUUCCCUGAGAGUUUCUUUAUCUAACGGCAACAUUCCUGCUUUUUGUAGAGCAAAAUUUUUUUAAAAUGGCAAAAGUAGCAGCUCAAUAAAGGGAGAUAGCAAGACUGCCUAGUGAAAACCACUCCUCGAGCAAUUUCAACUAACUUUCUUAUUGCUUUAAAGAUUUGAAAACUGUAUUAUGGCAACGGAAUUCAUAUUGACUUGUCAAGCAAUCUAGCUUCCUCAUGUGUCUUACUAAUUAGGUCUUAGGAGCAAGCAUUUGGGACAGUGGUUACUCCCAUCAGAGUGCCUGGGUUAGAGCCUCUAUUCCAGCUUCCUCCUUAUUUGCAUCCGUGGGAGACAGCAGGUGGUGGCUCAAAUACUUGGGGCCCUGCCACCCACUGGGAGAGAGACUGAAUGCCUGGUUCAAGGCUUCAGUCUGGCCCAAUUGCCAUGGUGAAUGGGCAUUUGGAGAGUGAAUCGGUGGAUAGGAGAUCUCUCUGCCUUUUUAAUUAAAAUUACUAAAAAUCCGAUCUUAAAAUUUUCUGUCUUUACGUAUAGAGAUUUUUCUAUUCAACAUUCUUCAUGGCACAAAUAGUAUUUAAAAAUACAUGCAGUAUAUGGGGCUGGCACCAUGGCUCACUUGGUUAGUCCUCCACCUGUGGCGCUGGCAUCCCCUAUGAACACCAGGUUCUAGUCCUGGUUGCUCCUCUUCCAGUCCAGCUCUCUGCUGUGGCCUGGGAGUGCAGUGGAGGAUGGCCCAAAUCCUUGGGUCCCUGCACCUGCAUGGGAGACCAGGAGGAAGCACCUGGCUCCUGGCUUCAGAUCGUCGUAAUUCUGGCCAUAGCAACCAUUUGGAGGGUGAACCAACAGAAGGAAGACCUUGCUCUCUGUCUCUCUCUCUCUGUCUAACUUUAUCUGUCAAAUAAAAAAAAAAAAUACAUGUAGUACCAAACAGAUGACUCAGUUGCAUUACCACAAACAUUUCUCCAAAUUCUGUUUAAUGAAAACAGAAAACUUCUAACAGACAUUCAUGGAAAGGAAGUCGUUCACAAGUGUUUGACACCAAAAUGACAAUCUUUUCAUCCAGUUUUAAAAAAUCAAAUUUUUGGCCAGCACCACAGCUCACUUGGCUAAUCCUCCACCUGCAGCAAUGGCACUCCGGGUUCUAGUCCCAGUUGGGGCGCCGGUUCUGUCCCGGUUGCUCCUCUUCCUGUCCAGCUCUCUGCUGUGGCCCCGGAAGACAGUGGAGGAUGGCCCAAGUGCUUAGGCCCUGCACCCGCAUGGGAGACCAGGAGGAAGCACCUGGCUCCUGGCUUCAGAUAAGCGCAGUGCCGGCUGUAGCAGCUAUUUGGGGGUUGAACCAAUGGAAGGAAGACCUUUCUCUCUGUCUCUCUCUCUCACUGUCUAACUCUGCCUGUCAAAAAAAAAUCAAAUUUUUUAAAAAAUUAUCAAAUAGAAUAACCCUUGUUGCAUAAAAAUACAAUACAACCUAAGUGGGUACAAAUGAAAAUUACCAUGAAAAAGAAACCCUUCUAAAACCUGAGUGGCUGGGAAGGAGAACUAUUAUCUAUUAUUGUCUUCUCUCUGCAUCAAGUGACUCCUUGUUAUGUAUCUUCCAUCAUAAACUCAAAAAGGCCAAUAUUCUCUUAAAAUAAUUAUGCUGGAAAGCGGUUCUUUAAAAAGUUCAUGAAAAUGUGUACUGGAAAAACUCUGCAUGGAUUUCAAAAAAUUUUGUGCCAAAAUAAACACCUCUUAUUUCCACUUUUGCAUGAA
Molecule: messenger RNA, 6725 nt
Organism: Oryctolagus cuniculus (rabbit)
Lineage: Eukaryota; Metazoa; Chordata; Mammalia; Lagomorpha; Leporidae
Gene: RHOQ
Product: ras homolog family member Q
Biological process (GO): small GTPase-mediated signal transduction
Molecular function (GO): GTPase activity; GTP binding
Source: RefSeq, a predicted model, not a curated record